Molecule: messenger RNA, 3775 nt
Organism: Ipomoea nil (Japanese morning glory)
Lineage: Eukaryota; Viridiplantae; Streptophyta; Magnoliopsida; Solanales; Convolvulaceae
Exons: 26
Coding region: 333-3650 (1105 amino acids)
Source: RefSeq, a predicted model, not a curated record
CCGCUCCGGCGCGCAAAUCUCCCCCUCUGCCGCCGUCAUUCUCAUUCUCUUUCUUUAGCAAGAGUUUCGCCAACUCACCUUACGGUUCAAAGUUACGUAACUACCCCCUCCCAUAUCUAUCAUGCAAGGCUAUUAGAUAUAGUAUAUAGAAAGAGAGAGAAACUGUUCAAACUAUUCAGUCACGGCAGUUCUCGUAAAGUAAACCCCAAAUCCCAAGCUCUGGAUUAGAUUCAAAGCUCAAUUCACACAAAUUCAGUCUUCACAUUCUGCUCCGCUUAAUUCACUCCCGAGUUCCAAUCCACUGAAACUCAAGAUUGUUGUCUGAGCUCGCCAUGGAAGAGGAGAACGGGGUUGAGCUUGUGCAAAGAUAUAGACGAGAUAGGCGAGUGCUUUUGAAUUUCAUGCUCUCCGGUAGCUUAGUUAAGAAGGUGGUAAUGCCUCCGGGUGCUGUUUCUUUGGAUGAUGUGGAUCUUGAUCAGGUCAGCGUUGACUAUGUUCUCAAUUGUAUUAAGAAAGGUGGAAUGCUUGAACUCGCGGAGGCUAUUAGAGAUUAUCAUGAUAGUACAUUGUUCCCCAGUGUGAACAAUGCAGGUGCCACCACCGAAUUCUUUUUGGCUACAAAUCCUGAAUCAUCAGGUUCACCUCCGAGGAGGGCACCUCCACCUGUUCCUGUUGCGACACCCCUACCAAUUUUACCAACUCUUUCAACUGAAGAGCCCCUUGAUUCCAUGUCAGUUGAAGAACAAUCUCCCCUAUCAAAAAGCCAAUCCCUUACCAGUCAAGUUCGAGAGUUAACAGUAGAUGACAUUGAUGAUUUUGAUGAUCUAGAUGAAGUUGAUAGUCAUAGGUAUUCUAGAAGAGUUCUAAAUGAUGCCACUGAUCUUGUGCCAGGACUGCCUUCAUUUGCAACAGGUAUUAGUGAUGAUGACCUUAGAGAAACUGCAUAUGAAAUCCUCCUAGCUGCUGCUGGAGCUUCAGGGGGCCUCAUUGUACCAUCAAAGGAGAAGAAAAAGGACAGAAAGUCUAAACUGAUGCAGAAGCUUGGGCGGAGUAAAAGCGAACAUGGUGCAGCACGGUCUCAGCGUUCACAUGGAUUGGUUUCUCUAUUGGAGACCAUGCGCGUCCAAAUGGAGAUUUCGGAGGCAAUGGAUAUUAGAACAAGGGAAGGUCUUCUUAAUGCUAUGGUGGGUAAAGUGGGAAAAAGAAUGGACACACUGUUGAUUCCGUUGGAACUAUUAUGUUGCAUUUCACGCACACAAUUUUCUGACAAGAAGGCAUAUAUAAAGUGGCAAAAGAGACAGUUAAACAUGUUGGAGGAGGGGCUUGUCAAUCACCCUGCUGUGGGAUUUGGGGAAUCUGGGCGAAAAGCCAAUGAGUUAAGAGCUCUUCUGGCUAAGAUUGAGGAAUCUGAGUCUCUUCCACCUCCUGCUGCAGAUCUUCAACGGUCUGAGUGUUUAAGAUCUCUAAGAGAAGUUGCUAUUCCACUGGCAGAGCGGCCAGCUCGAGGUGACUUAACUGGUGAAGUAUGUCAUUGGGCUGAUGGUUAUCACCUUAAUGUCAAACUGUAUGAGAAACUACUUCUCAGCAUCUUCGAUGUUUUGGAUGAGGGAAAGCUCACUGAGGAAGUUGAAGAAAUUCUAGAGCUUUUUAAGUCAACCUGGCGUAUUUUGGGAAUCACGGAGACAAUUCACUACACUUGUUAUGCAUGGGUCUUGUGUCGUCAGUUUGUCAUCACUAGUGAGCAAGGAAUCCUCCUGCAUGCCAUUGAGCAGUUAAAGAAAAUACCAUUGAAGGAACAACGAGGACCACAGGAGAGAAUACACUUGAAGAGCUUGCAAAGCAGAAUUGAAAGUGAGAAGGGAUAUCAGGAACUAUCUUUCUUACAGUCUUUCUUACUACCUGUUAAAAAAUGGGCUGAUAAGCAGUUGGAAGACUACCAUCUCUGUUAUGCUGAGGGUUCGGCAUUGAUGGAAGCUACUGUGGUAGUUGCAAUACUUGCUCGAAGGCUGCUUCUAGAAGAACCUGGAUUGGCAAUGCAGGCUAUACCCGACACUGAUUCAGAGCAGAUAGAGUUUUACAUAUCAUCUUCAACAAAAUAUGCAUUCGCGAGGAUGCUGCAAGAUGUGGAGACAUUGUCAGAUGCAACACAUGAGCAUCCCUUGGCAUUACUUGCAGAACAGACAAAGAAACUUUUGCAGAAAGAUAGAACCAUUUACAUGCCUAUUUUAAUACAGAGGCAUCACAAUGCAGCUGCUGUUUCGGCGUCUCUAGUUCACAAGCUAUACGGUGUUAAACUGAAGCCAUUUCUUGAUAGUGCUGAGCAUCUUAGUGAAGACAUUGUAGCUGUAUUUCCUGCUGCUGACAGUCUUGAGCAGUACAUCAUUGAAAUCAUUGUUCAGACUUGUGAAGAGGGAGCUGCAGAUGCAUACUGUAGAAAACUGAAUUUGUACAAGAUUGAAACUAUAUCUAGUACAUUGGUGCUAAGAUGGGUGAAUUCGCAACUUGGAAGGAUCUUAAGUUGGGUUGAGCGAGCUGUGCAGCAGGAGGACUGGGUGCCAGUGUCACCUCAGCAAAGAUAUGGAAGCUCCAUUAUUGAAGUGUACAGGAUAGUUGAAGAGACGGUUGAUCAAUUGUUUGCUCUUAGAGUACCAAUGAGAUCAGCAGAGCUGAAUAGCCUCAUCCGUGGAAUUGACAAUGCAUUUCAAUUGUAUGCACAACAUGUUGUUAGCAAGCUGGCGAAUAAGGAAGAUAUUGUUCCGCCUAUUCCUAUUCUUACAAGAUACUCAAGGGAACAUGGAAUUAAGGCAUUUGUGAAGAAGGAAUUAAGGGAUUCAAAGUUGUCAGAGAGCAGAAAGUUUAGUGAUGUUAACAUUCUGGCAACAUCAACACUCUGCAUUCAAUUGAAUACACUUCAUUAUGCUAUCAGCCAACUGACUAAGUUGGAAGAUAGCAUUUGGGAGCAAUGGUCGAAGAUAAAGCCACACGAUAAGAUUACCACAAAGAAAUCUACAGAUGUUACAAAGAGUUCUGUGCAGAAGAAUACAUUUGAUGGCAGUAGAAAAGAUAUCAACGCUGCUAUUGACCAGAUCUGUGAGUUCACUGGAACUAAAAUUAUUUUCUGGGAUUUAAGAGAACCAUUCAUCGACAAUCUAUACAAACCCACUGCUGCCCAGUCUAGGUUUGAGGCACUGAUGGAUACACUAGACGCGGUUCUCUCUGAAUUAUGUGGUGUUAUAAUGGAGCCACUCAGAGAUCGCGUUGUAACUGGGCUCCUUCAAGCAUCGCUGGAUGGUUUACUUAGGGUCAUAUUAGAUGGAGGCCCAUCACGCAUAUUCUAUCCCAGUGAUGCAAAGCUAUUGGAAGAGGACUUAGAAAUUUUGAAGGAAUUUUACAUCUCUGGAGGGGAUGGGCUUCCUCGUGGAGUCGUUGAAAAUCAAGUGGCACAUCUUCGGGAAGUGGUAAAGUUGCAUGGUUAUGAGACUAGGGAAUUGAUUGAGGAUUUGAAAUCUGCAAGCGAGGUAGAAAUGCAGGGUGGGAGGAGUAAACUGGGCGCGGAUACGAAGACCUUACUUAGGAUAUUGUGUCAUAGGGGUGAUUCUGAGGCUUCUCAAUUUGUGAAGAAGCAAUUUAAAAUCCCAAAAUCUGCAUAGUGUCACAAUUUGUGCUGUAAAAAUACCCUUGUAACAUUCUUUUGAAUGGCAGAAAUAUUCAAUUUGGCAAAUUUUCCAGGAAAAAAAAAAAGUAUAUAGUCUUCAUUACGAUUUUAAUGAAGUUG